GCGAUGGACUGGGCCGGCUCGCCCGUGCCCCACACCUGCUUUCUGCCGUACAAGCGGCGGCUGGCCGUGCGCUAUGACCUGCCGCCCGUGAACAGCUGCGUCCACCUGGCCUCCACGUACUACCCGCGCCACAUCUGUAUGAAGCAAAAGAUCGUCUAUAACGAAACCAUUCCUACGUACGGGCCCCACCGACCGCUUUGGGCCGUGUUCGGGGAGUACCUGUACGUGCCACCUCAGCGCUGGCUGCACAACGUCGAGCACGGCUCGGUGAUCAUGCUGUACCAUCCGUGCGCCGACUACGAGGCCGUGGCGGAGCUGCGCCAGCUGGUGCGCGGCUGCAUCCGGAAGCAUGUCAUCACGCCGUACCCGGCCCUCUCGGCAGCGCGCCCGCUGGCGCUGGUGGCCUGGGGCUGCCGGAUGGAGAUGGCGCACGUGGACGCGGCUGCCGUGCGCCAGUUCAUCCGCCAGAGAGCGCUGCACGGGCCCGAGGGAGACUACCCCAAGCAGGGCCAAUACGACUUCAAGCUGCUGCGGCCGGCGGAGCCGCCGCUCGGCUCCAGCAUCAACGACACGGUCCUCUGUCCGACGACGGCCUGAGCUGGUCCCGGCUGGGGCCGCAGGCUGGCGGCGCCCGGAGCCGGAGGCAGGACACCGCCGCCAUGGCACGGUGUCGGGCCACUGUGGUCACCGUUUGUGAUGACCCGGGGUCAUCGGAUUAGGUCACGAGCUUGCGGCUGAAGAUAGCUGUGAGUGGAGCACCGAGGGCGAGGCUGGGGGCACACUGGGGCGGGUCACGGCAGCUGUAAUCUGGAGACGACCCGGGCUCAGGUCACAGUGCUACGAUCUGAGGAGGUCGGCGGUCAGGCUGCAAAUGACCAGAUCGCUUGUCUACAGCGGUCUGAGAUGAGCCAUCUGUGCGCACGCUCCGGGCCCGUGAUGCUGGCGGUAUGUGUUGCUGCGCCG
Molecule: messenger RNA, 963 nt
Organism: Pollicipes pollicipes
Lineage: Eukaryota; Metazoa; Arthropoda; Thecostraca; Pollicipedomorpha; Pollicipedidae
Exons: 5
Coding region: 4-597 (197 amino acids)
Cellular component (GO): cytoplasm
Source: RefSeq, a predicted model, not a curated record